AUGUAUCUCAAGCGCGUCCACUUGUCCAUUUGUGCGCUGCUUUCAGUGGCCUACGCGGAGUUUCCACUACUCUUUCCUGCCUCAUCCGUGUACCAGAUCACCUCCUCGCUGUCCGUGCCCGUGGUUAUACCCGAUCUCAAGUUGUUCUGGGAUUGGGGUCUACAAAUGAACUAUGCGCUGCCCAAUAAGCCGGCAUCCUUCUAUGCAGCCACGAUUUGGCCAGAUGAGUUCUCGCGGCGUGGCAAGCGGCAGCUGCGCAACGAGACGAGCAAGUACGUGCCACAGGGGACAGACAUGCAUCCCAGCGAUUUCACAGCGGGCGAACUCUACGAGAGCCUGGAGAGCAUGCUCACUCGCUAUGGUUUCGACGAGUCCUGCCUGCUGCGCAGCGUGUGCGAGCUGGCGCGGCAUCCCUUUGACGACUCGCUGCAGAAUAUGCUGACGGGUCUGCUGACCUUUACACUGACGCCAUCGCUGCACGAGGCUUUUGCGCCCAGCGAGACGCUCUAUCGAGAGGUCUACGAGCAGGCGGAGCAGCAGGGAUUUCUGGGUCAAAAUUGUGCCGAACUGUAUGCCAAUUGCAAGGUGGAUUUUCUCUCUGCUAUAAGCAGUCUACUAAGCUAACACAGCGCUAACCCUUGGUAUUACUAGCA
Drosophila guanche is the source of this 653-nucleotide messenger RNA. RefSeq lists its product as uncharacterized. The transcript has 2 exons. NCBI's taxonomy places the organism in Eukaryota, Metazoa, Arthropoda, Insecta, Diptera, Drosophilidae. The coding region runs from base 1 to 624 and encodes 207 amino acids. The record is from RefSeq and is a predicted model, not a curated record.